AUGCUGCUGAUUGUUGUCGAUAUCGCACAGAGCUCUCGGCGGUUUCACGGAGUUGCAAACAAAGGAGGCAUUUCGGUUCUUCCGUUCUCGGUACUGGAGAUUGGAGCAGAGGCUCGCUUGUGGCACUUCGCCACUGCGCAGCACCUCCUGCGUGAUAUGGUUGCCCCGCCGAUGAAGACUGCUGUCGCAGUGUUCACCCUCUUCUCAGGCAUUUCACUCGCCUGGCAAGCUCCGACCUCUCCUCGCAGCAGCACGAACUCCUUGGUAUCAAGGGCAUCCUCUUGCUGUAGGACCAGGAGUAGGUCCGCUGCCCCUUUCAUGCGCCGCCGCUGUGCAACGACUCAACAGAAUAUGGCGAUAAAGGCGGCCACGACUUCAGGCUUUGGCAUGAGUAUGAGGGGCGAUGCAGAGGGCCAUCGAGCUUUCGUCGAGAAGUUGCUGACGCUCACCGGGGACCCCCUCGAGGAGGAUGGGGGAAGGGUCGUCGUUUUUCGCGGGGACCCCUCGGCGUCCCUGAUGCUUAUCGGGGAAGCGCCGGGCGCCGAGGAAGACAGGCUCGGGGUGCCGUUCGUCGGUCGGUCAGGGCAGCUACUGGACGACAUGCUGAGGGCGGUCGGCUUUGAUCCCGAGCGGGAGGUCUACGUCAGCAACAUCGUGCGGCGGAGACCGAUCGACAACCGAACGCCUACCCCCGAGGAGAUGGACUUCUACCUGCCGUUUCUCCUAGAGGAGAUAGGGCUAGUCGACCCCCACGUCAUCGUACUGCUUGGCGCUAGCUCAACCAAGGCGCUCCUGCCGUACGAGACCCGGGGCAUCACCAGGGCCCGAGGGCAGUGGGCGGACCCUGUAGCUUUGGCCGAGAUACACGGCGGCAGGCUCGCCGACAUGCUGAUCAUGCCCUGGUUCCACCCCAGCUACCUCCUUCGCAACUCGGGGGAGCGCAGUCGGCAGGAGGGAGGCGUGCGAUGGCACGCGAGAAACGACCUAAGAGAAGUCCGCGACGUGGUUCGCGGCAUUCAGCAGGAAUGAUCCCUUCCGGUAUAUAUACAUAGGUAGGCCGGGGUAACGUCGGUGCGUAGCUGUCGUGUGCUCUGUUUCUGUUUUUUGGUUUUGCUGUGCUUUGGUGAUGGUGCCUCGGUGGCGUACCGGUGACAGCCCUGCGUGAGGUCGGCGACGACGUUGGUUGCGCCCGAGACGUGGGGUAGACAAGAUGCCCGGCCGAUAGGCAACUUGCGUGCUCAGCUACGUGUUCUGGAACUAGGCUCUGGUUGCUUGCGGUUAUAAACUGUUUGUCCGUUUAUUUUCGUUGUAUUGCCGACAUGGACGGCUUAAAUAUUGGCACUCUCAGACCAAUAGAAUAACUUACCAGACUCAUGGCUUGGGCUUCAAUAUCCUUUCCGCGUGAAGACCGCGUUGUCGUAGUGUUUCCCGUAAACAUUAUUAUCUCUUUUUGUUUAUAUUAUAGCCUAGGUCCUCCGGUGUUGUAGUGACGGAGGACCGCCGUACAACGACGAAGCGAAACGUUAUCGUGGCCGGCAUGGACACCUUUUGUACUUCCAGAUUUGGCCUUUGGCGAUAACCCACGAACGAAGGAAAUACUCGAAGCACGCUGCUGUUACUCACGACAAUACGAGCGGGUGGUGUUCACGGAGGAAAUUCAACAACACCGCAGCAGAGGGGUCGCCCGGUUCGCCCUGUUGGCUUCAUACGGCCGUGCGCCGAAGAAGUGAACGCAUGCAUCGUCAGCGUAAAUUGAUGCGGUUUGAUGGUAACAUGGCAAACCAGUUUGUAUCUGGCGGGCGAAUUGUUUUCCGAGUACAUGCCACUGUAUAUUGCCCUUUUUUCCCAGUGCAGUGACUCCUGCUCAAUGAAUGUGUGUGUGUCUAAAUCCUGUUUUGGACGUCUACGCACAGCGCAUUGUUUGGUGCGUCUUGGCAUGUUACUCGUCAACUCACUUGGCUGUAGACUGGAACGUGUGCCCACGUAUGCGUACGAGAACGUAAAUGUGUCGCAUUUGUCGAGUUAGCACGUUGUGUGUUUUUUGUUUAGCUUUUGGGAAUACAUACUGCCUCAGUUUUUACGAUCGGCUCAGUCUAUUAGACUACCUGUAGAAAAAAAGGAAUGCAUGCAUGGUAGUUUCGAGGAACCUUCCUUGGGUGGAGGUCGCGCUUGGUUGACGACGAAUGAUGAUUUGGACGCUUCGGGCGACGAAUGAUGAUUUGGACGCUUCGGGCGACGAAUGAUGAUUUGGACGCUUCGGGCGACGAAUGAUGAUUUGGACGCUUCGGGCGACGAAUGAUGAUUUGGACGCUUCGGGCGACGAAUGAUGAUUUGGACGCUUCGGGCGACGAAUGAUGAUUUGGACGCUUCGGGCGACGAAGGAUGAUUUGGACGCUUCGGGCGACGAAGGAUGAUUUGGACGCUUCGGGCAAGGAGCCCAAUAAGUGGAUGUAACGAUACGCUGGCUUCGUUGACUCCUAACCUGGGGACGGCUCCCUCCCCUCGCCUCAGCCUGCUUCGCUCAGUCCUUUUUUUUUUUCUUCUAAAUAUGACACAACGAAUCCAUCUCUAUCAUAGAAAAGAGUCUGAGACAGAUUAGCAAUGAAUUCAUAGCGAAAUUUUCGAGGUCAAAUUGUUUUCUGUUUUUUUUAGAAAAUAUCUUCGAAGCAGGAAGAAUAUAGACUACUGUUCUUUCGUCUAACGAGGAACGAUUUUUCUGCCAGGAAUCUGCACGUCUUGGUUUCACCCAGUGUUGUUGGGGAUGACUUCAUUCAGUAAUUGCCUGUACCAGCCUCAAGCACAGCUCGGAGAAGGGCUGGGACCGCGCUAGGCCCUGGCUUUUCGUUGUAGAAAAUUUUUUCCUGAUUGCUUCUUACAGCAGUACAUGAACACUAGACCCAAGUACAAUAUUGUCACGCCAGUAAGUAUGCCUAGUCUCUCGAUGCCAUAGUUGAUUGUUCAUGCCCAACGAUACUUGGGAAAGAUGCCCUUGACAUGUCUGCAAGAGAGGGUGUAGCUCUAGAGACUAUGGGCUUUUUGACCAUUUAGCCAAUGCAGUCAAGACGAGGAUGGAAUUAUUGGACAGUUUCUCCGAAGGAGGGUAGAUGAUGACGCCGGAAAUACUUGCGCUAGCGCAGCCGGCCCGCGUUCACAAUAUAUUUGCCCAUCAAAUCUAUAACCAAGAGACAGCGAAGUCGGCCAUCGUUGAAAUACGUGUGCACGCGUGCGUACGCAGAAAUGCGGUGACCUCGAAUGAGAUCUGCAAGGAGGCCUGGGCCUGUCUCCGUGUGUGUCGAGCGGUGAGAACCUGUCCGCUACCCGAAACGACCCGGAAGGUGCCCAUCAUGAAAAUACCACCUCGGGGGCGGAAGCGGCUAAAUAAAGAGACAGAGACGUUACACACGUUCUGAACCGUGACGAACUUAACCGUUACAUUUGGUUCUGGCGUGUGUUCUCAGGAACACUGACACAAACACUUCUUACUGAUAGCGUCGACCAAGUUAACCGGCAGACCAACGAAAACGUAGGUCUCAGUGCGGCGGCGAGCACGAAACGCUUGUGGCGUGUGGAUAUCACUCAAAUUGGAGAUGGAGUGUUGUCUCUCGGAGAACCAAAUGCUGUACGCAGAAUCAUACAGAAGCACGCCAAAUAAACAUGCACGCAACGACAAGACACAUUUCGACUAUGUGGGCUCACUGGCUGGCUGUUCCCCGUUGAUUUAACACGUUGCUGCGCAACCAACCCUCGCGAAAACCUGGCCGUACAACAGAAAACUCCGGAAACGACAUCCCCGUCUCCCCGUCAAAUAGUGAAAUAAUGGUACCAAACAAGGAGACCCUAUGCGCUGAUGCCGCCAAAAGUAUCACAGUUAUCGAGGUAUAUCUAGCUACUCUCCACAAAGACUUCACGACAGCCAUACGACACAGAAAAGCCACACGUACGUGUAAAUUCCUGAAAACGGGCAAGUCUCUGUCUCUCUCUCGCUCGCUCGCUCUCUGUGGCCAUUUCGAUCAACCAACCACACACACAUUAAUUAUUCGCUCAUCACAACCGGCGCACCAUCGAGACCCACACUAACUCGCCGAGAGGAUUGCGCCGACAGAAGCAUACAACCAGUCGACAAGAACAAAACGCGUGCACGACCACAAGUCAGAAGAGAGCUCUGCCGCUGCGAUCCAGGCAGAAUACUAGACCCUUUUUUGCUCCGGCGUACACGCACGCACAUUUUGCUCUCAGUCUACGCUUACGCAGCGCACGUCUACUGCUGCUGUUACAUUGUAAUAUGAAACUCGUGUCUAUCGAUCGAAUAUCCCCUAUAACCUACCAAUAAGGUAGUGCUGCCACAACGACAACGAAAAGAAGCGGCACACGAAAACGCUGAAGAACUCAAUAUGAAAACCAGGGUCGGAGGAGCCGGCCUAGCUUGCGACAAUCUUCAACAACAAGCACGUGAACCUCACAUCGCUCGCUUUUUCCUCUGGCAGCCUACAUUACCCCCGUCGCUCUCCAAACCAACUGGCAUCUAUCGUCUAAGGCCCAAUUCAAUUACUAUUACCUUUUAUCGCAACAAAACACAAGGUGACACACAAUCGCGCCUGCUCGAAAAACGCGUCCGCGUGCUCAUUGUUCAUUGCGAUUUAGAAAACACAAGCAGCAGCAACAACGACAACAACGACGACAAAUUAAUCCACAAAAAAAAACACAGCCUUUCUACCAACGCCUCUGACCUAGAGCGGCUCCCAUACGGCCGCUGCAGCUGGCGGCGGGAUCACUACUACUGUUUCCACACUGCGCAGCAGGAAACAGACAACCCAAACGUUGCAGAAACUCGACGCGUACAUGCACGCAUGUCCAGAGAAGACGUACCCGUACA
Messenger RNA from Ectocarpus siliculosus, 4873 nucleotides. The record is from the annotation of a GenBank genome assembly. NCBI's taxonomy places the organism in Eukaryota, Phaeophyceae, Ectocarpales, Ectocarpaceae.